AUGCAGCAGCUUUGUUCAGGUAUCAAGUAUUUACACAGUAACCUUAUCAUUCAUUGUGACUUAAAACCUGAAAAUAUUUUCUGCACAGAAAAAGAAUUAAAAAUAGGCGAUUUUGGCUUAUCAAGGAUUGUGCCUACACUUGACGCACAUAUAAAUGGUAGUUCUGGCACAACAAACUAUUAUUCUCCAGAAAUAGAAAAAGGCUGAUAUAAUAGCAAACGCGAUAUAUGGGCUCUUGGAGUUAUUUUAUAUGAAAUGUGCGAAUUUUCCCACCCAUUUGGUGCUAUCGGCUUAAUCGAUGAGAAGAAAUAUUUUUCAAAACUAAAGAAAAAAAACAUGAGGCCAUUCUUAAGAGAUUACUCGGAUGAUCUAAGAGAUAUUAUUAUAAGUUGUUUAAAUAAAGACUAUAAGCAAAGACCAGAUAUUUUUGAUAUUAUGAAAACGCUUAAUGCACAUUAUCCUAGAAGUAGGGAAGAUUUUAAUGAAGAAAAUCAUGAUGAAAGAAAUAUCUUUACUGGUUUGGAGGAAUUUAAAAUCGACACAGCUAUUUCUCCAUGCAUUUAUUAUUUGCAGCCUAAUUCGAACACAGUUUUCCAGUAUAAUACCCAAUUUGGUAGUCUUGAAAAGCAAAACUCUGAAGUGAAGUGAAAUCAUUUCGGUAGCUGAUGUGUUACAGGAUAUGACGAAGUGGUUUUUUCUGGUGGAGAAAAUUAUGGGGUCACUUGUUCAACCUAUAAAUUUUCGUUUAAAGACCAAUAA
Blepharisma stoltei is the source of this 759-nucleotide messenger RNA. The record is from the annotation of a GenBank genome assembly. Lineage: Eukaryota; Ciliophora; Heterotrichea; Heterotrichida; Blepharismidae.